Penicillium mononematosum is the source of this 2547-nucleotide messenger RNA. RefSeq names its product SET and WW domain protein (gene set2). The record is from RefSeq and is a predicted model, not a curated record. The transcript is spliced from 6 exons. Gene Ontology annotation, biological process: regulation of DNA-templated transcription. The coding region runs from base 1 to 2547 and encodes 848 amino acids. Lineage: Eukaryota; Fungi; Ascomycota; Eurotiomycetes; Eurotiales; Aspergillaceae. Gene Ontology annotation, cellular component: chromosome; nucleus; chromatin. Gene Ontology annotation, molecular function: histone H3K36 methyltransferase activity; protein binding.
AUGACUACGCGGACUCUGAAGAGCCUGCCAAAUGGAGCGGGACUCUCCGGUAAACGGCAAUCAUUUGAAAAACGGCGACUCGCGUACCUCCUCUCGAUCUCCUCUUCCUCCGAAAAAAGGAGUCCUCCCCCCAACUCCGAUGCAUCCGACACAAUGAAGGAAAAUAUCGGCGAGAUCGUCCUUAAGCAGGAACCGGGCCAACCGCCCAAGCUGUCACGCAGCUCGUCGCAGAAGGUCGCGUCGCGACCUCCGCCGCUGUACACGCACCUGCCGGAUAGCACCCAAGAUGCGCUCGCCACCUUUGAACAGAUCCCCGGCUGUAUCUACGCCAACAAAUACAUGGGCUACACCGAACAUGCCAUGGAAUGUGAUUGCGCUGAAGAGUGGGACCCGAAGAUUGGUCGAAAUAUCGCAUGUGGCGAGGAUUCAGACUGUAUCAACCGCGCGACCAAGAUCGAGUGUGCGGGCGAAUGCGGUUGUGGCCCCGACUGUCAAAACCAGCGGUUUCAAAAAAAGACAAAUCUCGACCCGGGCGAAUUGAUUUACGAAUAUGUUGGUGAGGUCGUGGGAGAGCAGCAAUUUCGAAAGCGCAUGCGACAGUAUGAUGAGGAGGGCAUCAAGCACUUCUACUUUAUGUCCUUGAACAAGGGCGAGUUUGUCGAUGCGACCAAGCGAGGCAACCUGGGACGAUUCUGCAAUCACUCGUGCAAUCCCAACUGCUAUGUUGACAAAUGGGUCGUGGGCGAGAAGCUACGUAUGGGAAUUUUCGCUGAACGCGCCGUUCAGGCCGGCGAGGAGCUGGUUUUCAACUACAAUGUUGACCGAUACGGUGCCGACCCCCAGCCCUGCUAUUGUGGGGAGCCGAUGUGCACAGGAUUCAUCGGCGGACGCACUCAGACGGAGCGUGCGACCAAGCUAUCGAAUGCAACUAUCGAGGCUCUCGGCAUUGAUGAGGCCGAUGGCUGGGAUACUGUGGUGGCGAAGCGCCCAAAGAAGAAGAAGAUGGAAGAGGACGACGAGGAGUAUGUGGACAGCGUACAGCCCAAGUCGCUGGAUGAGGAUGGUGUGACCAAGGUCAUGGCGGCUCUUGUGCAGUGCCAGGAGAAGUGGAUCGCGGUCAAACUGCUAGGUCGUAUCCAGCGCUGUGACGAUGAACGCGUUCGCAAUCGCGUGGUCAGGAUGCACGGAUACCAGAUCCUGAACUCCCAGCUCGCUCAAUGGAAGGAAGACCAGAACGUGGUUUUGCAGAUCCUGAACAUCCUCGACGGCUUCCCGCGACUCACCCGGAACAAGAUCCAGGACUCCAAGAUUGAGACGAAUAUUCGGCCGUUGACGACCUGCGAUGAUGAGCGCGUCGCGAAGAAAGCAGUCGCCCUUCUCGAGAGCUGGGCUGGUCUGGAAGUCGCAUACCGAAUCCCGCGCAUGAAACGCGGCAAGGACGCGAAGCAAGCAAUCAACCAGUUCGAGCGCCGCGAAACUGGACAGGAGCAGCGCCAGCGAUCUCUUACCCGCUCUCCAUCUCCCGUGUACGAUGCUCCUCGUGGGCCAGCGCCGCAACGGAGAGACCGAGGUCCUCAGCGGUCCAGACAACCCAACCGUCGUGGUCCCCGGCCCUUGCCUGAGGGAUGGUAUACUGCGGAGGCGGAGGGCCGCGUUUACUACUACUCUGCAUCAGGCAAAACAACAUGGGAACGGCCAACUUUGCCUGCUACUCCUGCUACUCCUGCGCCGGGUCAACCCGCCAAAAACCAACAAAAUUUGGCAUUGCAGAGUAUCAUUGACGGGAUCAUGAACACCCAGGAAGACACACCUUCCGAGAACCGAACUGCUACACCCGUGACUCCUCAGCCUUCCGCCGAUCAACCGGAAAGAAGACAUAAAGAUGGAGAGAAAUGGAGGAAGCUUCCAUUGGAGAAACAGAAGAGAAUCUACGAGAACACCCUUUUCCCGCUUAUCAAGCCGGUGGUGGAUCAGUACAAACACAAGAUCCCUGACCAUCAUUUGAAACGAUUUGCUAAGGAGACUGCGAAGAAGCUCGUUGAAAGCGAUUACAAAAAUAAUCGCGUCAAGGAUCCCACUGCGAAGAUCUCCACGAAGCACCAGCAAACCGUCAAAAAUUACUGCAAGACCUUCUUCCGCAAGGCCGCCGCCAAAUACGUGGAUCGCGAGAAACUCGAGGCCGAGAAGUCACAGGACGCUACCCCGAACCCCGGAAGCGAAGUUCACAGCACGGGUGACGAUGAAGCCAUUGCUGGUGCAUCUGCGAGUUCUCCCUGGAAGACGAUGACGCCGCAUCGCUCAAACAUGGAGCCUCCUCUCCGUCUAAGCGACAGAAAUCUACACCUCCACCGCCUCCUCCUCCGCCCCCCUCCAGCGGAUCUUCCUCAAGAUGAUGCCGACGGUGAUACCAGCAUGGGAAACACUGGGAAUGACUCUCCACAUCGGAAAGACGACUCCGGCGUUGGAGUUGACGUCAACACGGAGAUAGAAGCGGAGAAUAACCCACAAACGGAGCAUCCUCAAAUCAGUGUCGAGGGACAAGUAUAA